Zasmidium cellare ATCC 36951 is the source of this 2097-nucleotide messenger RNA. RefSeq lists its product as uncharacterized. The record is from RefSeq and is a predicted model, not a curated record. Gene Ontology annotation, biological process: positive regulation of transcription from RNA polymerase II promoter by galactose; DNA-templated transcription. The transcript has 2 exons. Bases 1 to 2097 code for a protein of 698 amino acids. Gene Ontology annotation, molecular function: DNA-binding transcription factor activity, RNA polymerase II-specific; RNA polymerase II cis-regulatory region sequence-specific DNA binding; zinc ion binding. Gene Ontology annotation, cellular component: nucleus. Lineage: Eukaryota; Fungi; Ascomycota; Dothideomycetes; Mycosphaerellales; Mycosphaerellaceae.
AUGGACCAGCAACUCCCCCUCUCCUCAGCCUCAGCUUAUACAACCUCCCCAUCUCUCGGGUCAGGCGACACGGCUUGCAACGAGUGCAAGCGCCGCAAAGGGCGCUGCGACCGCGUCCUGCCCGAGUGUGGGCCUUGUGCGCGGAAUAAGCGGCAUUGUCUUUAUGAGCGGAAUGCGAAGACGCCGCUUACGAGGAAGCAUUUGACGGCUGUGGAGGAGAGAUUGAGGAUUGCGGAGGGGAGGUGUAGGGAGUGGGAGGGGAGGGCGAGGGUGGCGGAGGGAAAGUUGGGGGAGUAUGUUGGCCUGCCGUGGGCGCCGCAGACGGCUGAGCACGAUUCUCGGGAUUAUCGACUUGAGGAACCUCCUUCUAAUGCGGAUGACUUUAGCUGGGAUGAGCAAUCGGCGGCUAGUGAUUCGGAACACAGACAGUCCCUGGGGGUGGACGAUGCCGAGGAGUCGAAUGUCACUGAUGGGAUGGCAUCGCUCUCUGUCGAAGACCGGGGCACGGGAUAUCUUGGUGUGGCCUCUGGAGCGGCGAUGCUGAGAUUGCUGCUUCCGGAUGCGCAGCAUAGACGACAUCUGCGAACUCGAUCUAGUGUGCCUAGAGCCGAUCCUAUCGUACCUCAAGAAGAUGGCUGGGUGCCCACUUCGCUCUUUGCUGAACGCAAUAUUGGCAAUAUCGACUUGGACGGCGCGAUCAACUCCUACUUCCGGUGUUUCCAUGUGGCGUAUCCUGUUGUCCACGAGCCUACUUUUCGAGCACAGUACGCUCAAGUGAUACCGCGGCCGAAUGGAAGGACGUGGAAUGCUCUGGCCUACAUGGUCGGUGCCGUAGGUCUGUUUACGACCUCCAAAGGCCCUAGCUCGCAGGAUGUGGAUCUUUUCGAGGCAGCAAAGUCGAACAUAUCGAUCGGAAGUCUGGAAUCUGGAAACAUCACGCUGGUUCAAGUACUUGCCUUGAUGUCGAACUACCUUCAGAAACGCAACAAGCCGAACAGCGGGUACAAUUACCUUGGUCUGGCUCUUCAUGUUGCGAUGGGUCUUGGACUCCACAAGGAGUUCAACGGCUGGCAGAUCGCUCCUCUUGCAAUGGAGAUCAGGCGAAGAGUUUGGUGGACUUUGUUCGACUUCUUCUCUGGCGCGACUGUCACUUUCGGGCGUCCCCUGUCGUGGCCGAGUCAUGGUAUUGAGGUGGCGCUCCCGCUCAACAUUGACGACAGAGAUCUCACCCACGCCUCUGCUACGCUUCCGCCUGCAAAAGCUGGACUAACCACUCACUCGGGGGUCUCGGUACAAGCUCGCUUCCACCUUGCGACCAACGAUAUAUACGCGAAAGUCAUUGCGCUGGACUUUCCUAGCGCCCAAGAACUGCUCAAGCUCGACGAUGAGAGAUUGGAACCCUGGAAAGCGCAAUGGUACAACGACAGCAUAGAAGUGCCUGAGAGACUGAUCCUAUCACGAAACCUCACAGCAUGGCGAUGCUCGAACUUCCGCAUCAUCAUGUACCGGCCAUUUCUGAUCAAGCACGUCUUUCGACUUCGAAACGGGGUGCAGAGUACGACAUUGGAUACAGCAACUCAAAGUGCGAUCGACCGAUGUCUCAACGAAGCCGCCUGGUCGACUGCUUCCAUUCAUGACUUCUGGAUGACGAAAGAACGGCACAUCAUGUCUGCUUGGUACUGCUUGUACUUCAUUUUCCAGGCGUCCCUGAUACCGGUUAUCAUGCUGCGGAACGAUCCCAUGUCUGAACGCUCUGUCCAAUGGCGUCAACAAAUAAAGGCCGUGCUGCAAGUCACCGAGUCUAUGCGAUCCAUUAAUCCGGCAAGCAAAGACUGCCACACUGUGAUUCUCCGUCUGUGCGGUGACUACCUCUUACAGUCUCAAGAUGGCCUUGGGGCGAUACCUGCUGAUCUCCUCCAACCUGUGGAGGAGUCUCCCCAAACUCAGCUGUCCUCUGUAUACUCCAUGAUGUGGCCGAAUGCGAAUACCGCGGAUUUUGAUACUUUGAUCACUGAUGAUAGCUGGAUGGAGUUCAUUACGGACUUUCCCACAGAAACGCCUCUGGUUCCUGACGCCCAAUUCACUGAUGCCGGAUGA